This is a messenger RNA of Symbiodinium sp. CCMP2592, 2118 nucleotides long. Lineage: Eukaryota; Dinophyceae; Suessiales; Symbiodiniaceae. The record is from the annotation of a GenBank genome assembly.
GAUCCCAAGAAGAAGAAGAAGCAAAGACAAAGUAGCCCGGAGAGAAAGGCUGCAGAGGAUCCAAAGAAGAAGAAGAAGAAGCAAAGACAAAAUAGCCAGGAGAGAAAGGCUGCAGAGGAAGAAGCAAAGGCAAAGUGCCCGGAGAGAAAGGCUGCAGAGGAUCCCAAGAAGAAGCAAAGACAAAGUAGCCCGGAGAGAAAGGCUGCAGAGGAUCCCAAGAAGAAGAAGCAAAGGCAAAGUAGCCCGGAGAGAAAGGUUGCAGAAGAUCCCAAGAAGAAGAAGAAGCAAGGCAAAAUAGCCGGAGAGAAAGGGCUGAGAGGAUCUCCAAAGAAGAAGAAGAAGCAAAGGCAAAGUAGACCGGAGAGAAAAGGCUGCAGGAGAUCACAGAAGAAGAAGAAGGCAAAGGUUAAAAUAGCUGCAGAGUAUCCCAAGAAGAAGAAGCAAAGGCAAAGUGGCCCGGAGAGAAAGGCUGCAGAGGAUCCCAAGAAGAAGAAGAAGAAGCAAAGGCAAAAUAGCCCGGAGAGAAAGGCUGCAGAGCAUCCCAAAAAGAAGAAGAAGCAAAAGCAAAGUAGCUCGGAGAGCAAGGAUGCAGAGGAUCCCAAGAAGAAGAAGAAGCAAAGGCAAAGUAGCCCGGAAAGAACGGCUGCAGAGGAUCCCAAGAAGAAGAAGAAGAAGAAGCAAAGGCAAAGUAGCCCGGGGAGAAAGGCUGCAGAGGAUCCCAAGAAGAAGAAGAAGAAAAGGCAAAGUAGCCCGGAGAGAAAGGCUGCAGAGGAUCCCAAGAAGAAGAAGAAGCAAAGGCAAAGUAUUGGUAGCCCGGAGAGAAAGGCUGCAGAGGAUCCCAAGAAGAAGAAGCAAAGGCAAAGUAGCCCGGAGAGAAAGGCUACAGAGGAUCCCAAGAAGAAGAAGCAAAGGCAAAGUAGCCCGCAGAGAAAGGCUGCAGAGGAUCCCAAGAAUAAGAAGAAUCAGAAGAAGAAGAAGAAGCAAAGGCAAAGUAGCCCGGAGGGAAAGGCUGCAGAGGAUCCCAAGAAGAAGAAGAAGAAGAAGCAAAGGCAACGUAGCCCGGAGAGAAAGGCUGCAGAGGAUCCCAAGAAGAAGAAGAAGAAAAAGAAGAAGAAGCAAAGGCAAAGUAGCCCGGAGAGAAAGGCUACAGAGGAUCCCAAGAAGAAGAAGUCAAGGCAAAGUAGCCCGGAGAGAAAGGCUGCAGAGGAUCCCAAGAAGAAGAAGAAGAAGCAAAGGCAAAGUAGCCCGGAGAGAAAGGUUGCAGAGGAUCCCAAGAAGAAGAAGAAGCAAAGGCAACGUAGCCCGGAGAGAAAGGCUGCAGAGGAUUCCAAGAAGAAGAAGAAGCAAAGGCAAAAAAGUCCGGAGAGAAAGGCUGCAGAGGAUCCCAAGAAGAAGAAGAAGCAAAGAAAAAGUAGCCCGGAGAGAAAGGCUGCAGAGGAUCCCAAGAAGAAGAAGAAGCAAAGGCAAAUGAGCCCGGAGAGAAAGGCUGCAGAGGAUCCCAAGAAGAAGAAGAAGCAAAAGCAAAGUAGCCCGCAGAGAAAGGCUGCAGAGGAUCCCAAGAAGAAGAAGCACAGGCAAAGUAGCCCGGAGAGAAAGGCUGCAGAGGAUCCCAAGAAGAAGAAGAAGCAAAGGCAAAGUAGCCCGGAGAGAAAGGCUGUAGAGGAUCCCAAGAAGAAGAAGCCAAGGCAAAGUAGUCCGGAGAGAAAGGCUGCAGAGGAUCCCAAGAACAAGAAGAAGCAAAGGCAAAGUAGCCCGGAGAGAAAGGCUAUAGAGGGUCCCAAGAAGAAGGAGCAAAGGCAAAGUAUUGGUAGCCCGGAGAGAAAGGCUGCUUUGGAUCCCAAGAAGAAGAAGAAGCAAAGGCAAAGUAGCCCGGAGAGAAAGGCUACAGAGGAUCCCAAGAAGAAGAAGCAAAGGCAAAGUAGCCCGCAGAGAAAGGCUGCAGAGGAUCCCAAGAAGAAGAAGAAGAAAAAGAAGAAGAAGAAGAAGCAAAGGCAAAGUAGCCCGGAGGGAAAGGCUGCAGAGGAUCCCAAGAAGAAGAAGAAGCCAAGGCAAAGUAGCCCGGAGAGAAAGGCUGCAGAGGAUUUCAAGAAGAAGAAGCAAAGUAGCCCGGAGAGAAAG